UUCCGCCUUCCUCUUGCUUCAUUAAACAUGCUUCUGUUCUCCAUGCUGCAUCAAUAUUUAUACUUAGUUCGCUAACAGAGGGCCACCACUACCACUAUCACUACCACUACCACAUCUGUACACCACACAGCAUCACUUCUCUGCACCACGCAACACUAUAUAUAUAUCAGCGGUUGCUUCGGUGAGUGUUUUUUCGACCGGGUUUUCAUUUCGGCAUAUAACAAUAACGUGACUAUGUUGAACUUUAAUGAUAGCUGACACCUGUAACUUCUGCGCUACAAAACAGACACACACUAUCAGGCACCCUUCAUCUGCAAACCUUGGAAAGCGUCUCAGGAGUGGUCUCACGAAGCUUCUUCCGGAAUUCCUCAUGAGAAGUGCGUGAGACUUUUAGUGCAGCUGGUGACUUCAUUCCAAAAUGGCAUCCAUUUACGAUCACAUUUUCAAGAAGGGUUCCUUAACACCAGCCUUGGUAGAAAAAGCACGAAUUGAGCUUUAUGAAACUAAAGAUAAACAAACGAUUUGUAUCAAUGAGUUGCGCAAAGUUAUCUUGGAGAAUAAAACCUGUGAUGAAGGGCAGGAAGUCUUUGAAAUGGUAGAGAAAAAAGAUGAUGAUUUUUUACUGAGAUUUCUACGGGCCCGGAAGUUUGAUGUCAAGAAAACAUAUGGAUUAUUGAAAGGACACCUAAAAUUUCAUAAAAACUACCUUCAACUCACAUCCGACCUCACUUUAGAAUCAGUUCAGCCCUGCCUUGAGCGAGGUUACCCUUGUCUGUUACCACUAAGAGACAAAGAGGGAAGGACUGUGUUCUGUUUUAGUAUUGAAAAUUGGGACAAGAAUGAAUUCCCUUUCCUGGUAAUAAUGAGGGCUUACCUCUAUUUAUUACAAAAGCUCAUUGUCAACCAUCAGACACAAGUUACUGGUUGUGUUCUUAUUGAGAACUUCUACAAUUACUCCCUGAAACAGGCAUGGGGCCUGAAAACAUCAGAGUUAAAAGCAAUGGUGGAUAUUCUUCAGGUAAGGUUUCAUUUUUUCUCAUAAGAUUUACUUGUUCGG
Messenger RNA from Octopus bimaculoides (California two-spot octopus), 1057 nucleotides. Its product is annotated as retinaldehyde-binding protein 1. NCBI's taxonomy places the organism in Eukaryota, Metazoa, Mollusca, Cephalopoda, Octopoda, Octopodidae. Gene Ontology annotation, molecular function: phosphatidylinositol bisphosphate binding. The record is from RefSeq and is a predicted model, not a curated record. Gene Ontology annotation, cellular component: membrane.